AAGAUGUCCAUGGAAAUGGGGAAUGGGACAACUGUCCAAGAAUUCACCUUGGAGAGGUUUCCUGCCAUCCAGCAGCUGGGAAAAGUCCUCUUCCUGGUGCACCUGCUGGCAUACCUGGCAUCCAUUGCAGGCAAUGCGGUCAUAGUCACCAUCACCUGUGCUGACUCCCGGCUCCACACUAUGUACUUGUUCCUCAGCAUUUUCUCCUUCUUUGAGUGUUGUUUUAUAAGUGCUGUUAUUCCUAAAUUGUUGCUCAUCUUUCACUCAGGCAAGCAAACCAUUUCCUUUCCUGCCUGUUUCAUACAAGCAUUUGUCUUUGUAUUUCUGGGAGCAGCAGGAUUCCUCAUCAUAGCGGUGAUGUCACUGGAUCAGUAUGUGGCCGUUAGCAAUCCUCUGCACUACCCAACCAUCAUGAACCUGAAGACUUGCUUCCUCCUGGUCACUGCCUGCUUCGCUUUGGCCUUCCCUCUCAUCACUGGUUUGCUAGUAAAAGUCUCCCAGUUAUCCUUCUGUGGCCCCCAUGUCAUCCCCCACUUUUUCUGUGACAUUGGUUCCCUGAUUCAUCUCUCCUGUUCUGACACCAGGUCUGUUGAAAUGUUGGCCUUUGUUCUCACUUCCUUUAUCCUGUUGACAUCCCUUAUCAUAACCAUCAUUGCAUACAGCAACAUAGUACUCACAAUCCUGCUACUUCCCUCAGCCAAGGAGAGACAGAAAGCUUCCUCCACCUGCUCCUAUCACCUCCUUGUCCUCUCUCUGAUGUACUGGAGCUGUGUGUUUGUAUAUGUGAAACAAAAGCAAAUGAACAGGCUGGACUCCAACAGGGAGGCUUCCCUUGUGAACACGGUGGUAACCCCACUGCUCAACCCUGUCAUCUACACUCUGAGGAACAAGCAGGUCCACCAGGCUCUGAGGGAGAUGAUGUGCAGAAAGAAAGAAUUAAGAUAA
Messenger RNA from Lontra canadensis (Northern American river otter), 945 nucleotides. RefSeq names its product olfactory receptor 49-like. Gene Ontology annotation, cellular component: membrane. NCBI's taxonomy places the organism in Eukaryota, Metazoa, Chordata, Mammalia, Carnivora, Mustelidae. Gene Ontology annotation, molecular function: olfactory receptor activity; G protein-coupled receptor activity. Gene Ontology annotation, biological process: G protein-coupled receptor signaling pathway. The record is from RefSeq and is a predicted model, not a curated record.